Molecule: messenger RNA, 930 nt
Organism: Talaromyces stipitatus ATCC 10500
Lineage: Eukaryota; Fungi; Ascomycota; Eurotiomycetes; Eurotiales; Trichocomaceae
Exons: 2
Coding region: 1-930 (309 amino acids)
Cellular component (GO): nucleus
Molecular function (GO): DNA binding
Source: RefSeq, a predicted model, not a curated record
AUGGGGUGUCUCGCAAAAAACUGUCCCGUCGAUAAUAUAGGCGCGCCUCCUACGAAUCAGCAAAUUGAGGAAAGUGCGAAUUAUUUGCUCGGCAAAGAUUUCAGUGGUCCAGGAGAGCCCCCUCGUGCCGGAAAAAAUUGGGUACACGAUUUUAUCAAGCGCCUGCCAAAACAAUAUGUACGAAUCGUUCAAAAACCUCAAGAAAAGGAACGUACCGUUGCAGAGCAUUAUGGUGAGGUUGAGCGCUGGUUUAUUGACCUCGAGCUCGCUAUACAACAAUACAAAAUUCGCCCACAAAAUCUGUGGAACUUCGACGAGACCGGAUUCAUUGUUGGACAAGGAAAAGAUGAAGCGGUGGUAACAGCAUAUCCAAAAACAUCAAAAAGGGUAUCUAGCCUGUCCUCUCGAGAAUCAAUUACUGUCAUUGAGGGUAUAAAUGCCGAAGGAAAGAUUAUACCACCUUUAUUGAUUCCAAAAGGCAAGGUCCAUUUGGAGGAAUGGUACCGGCAUAUAAAAGAUGACGACUGGCUAGUUGCACCUGCUUCGAAUGGAUUUAUCACAGAUAAGAUCGCAUUCGAAUGGCUUCAACACUUUGACCACUUCUCUAGGCCCGGGGCCUUCCCGGAUUGGCGGUUACUUCUUAUGGAUAAUCAUACAACUCAUCUUACUAUACAGUUCGUGCAAUAUUGUGAAAUUUGGCACAUUCGCCCAUUCCGAUUUUCACCUCAUUCUACGCAUUUUUUACAACCGCUCGAUGGAGUGCCAUUUCAACAAUAUAAACAUGUUCAUGGACGGGUUGUGAACAAGAUUGCACGCUUAGGUGGCUUCGAUUUUGAUAAAAACGACCUUUUUGAAGAACUACGCGAUAUCCGGAUAAAGACAUUUACCACACGAACGAUUCGGCACGGCUGGAGAGAGCGAGGAAUUUAG